Messenger RNA from Lutra lutra (Eurasian river otter), 3146 nucleotides. It is a transcript of the gene FANCG, whose product is annotated as FA complementation group G. Gene Ontology annotation, molecular function: protein binding. NCBI's taxonomy places the organism in Eukaryota, Metazoa, Chordata, Mammalia, Carnivora, Mustelidae. Gene Ontology annotation, cellular component: Fanconi anaemia nuclear complex. The record is from RefSeq and is a predicted model, not a curated record. Bases 673 to 2874 code for a protein of 733 amino acids. Gene Ontology annotation, biological process: interstrand cross-link repair. The transcript has 15 exons.
AGCAAAAGUUCUUAAUGAAGUUCAGCUUACCCAUAUUGAGUUGGUUUUAUCUGUGGUAAGGGUCACAGUUUUGCUUUGUUUUUGCGUACUGAUAGCAGUUCUCUUGGGUCUCAUUUGUUGAAAGGGACAGGUACUUUUGAGCAGAGCGGGUUGUGCAAGCCCAGGGCCGUUCCGCCAGCAGUCGCCCUGCAUAGGGUUGAGUAGAAUGCGGUAGCGUGCUGGUGCUCCAUGGUGAGCAAAGAAAGGAUAGGCGGAUUACCAAGGGCCUUGGUCUGGUCUCAGUUCGUUUUUGGAGAAACUUUGUGCCUCGGCUGGGUUUUUUGUGGCGACUCCGCGCGGUACUACAAUUCCCAGCAUGCAAUGCGCGGGCCUGCUCUCUGCGGGGGCAAACUAGACAGACCAGGAAGUGUGGCUGCGAGAGAAGGGCUGGGACACGGUUUCUAGUACUGAGAUCGAUUUCUCAGGGUUUUGGCCUGCGCGAAGGACUAGCAAGCCGAACCCUGAGAAGUACCACUUCCCUCCUCAGACACAUUCCCGCCCUCUGGUCCGCUGUAGCCUCCCUCAUGGAUCGCUACCCGACUCGUUUCUUCCUCGAGUUUCCCGCGGGCACUAACCCUUGAAGAGGACCAACCGCAGCCGAGAGUUUUGCCGACCGGGCCAACCAGAGGCGAGAUGGAAGAGGCGGGGGUGGGAGCCACCACAGUGUCCAGGAGAGAGUCCAUUUCUCGCAUAAAGGGCGAGUCGCUCCUGCUGGGGCCCGGAGGGGAGCAAAGGAGCUGCGGGGGGUUGCGGAAGCGGAAGGACCCCUCGCCGCUCCGUUGGGGACCGCGGCGGGGCCGGGCUUACCUUUCAGCGGUCCCCUCCAGAUGUCCAACCCCAGCCUCGGCCACCAUGUCGCACCAGACCCCUCUGGGCACCUCAGUGCCACACGCCAGCUGCCUAGACCUGUGGAGGGAAAAGAAUGACCAGCUAGUUCGACAGGCCAAGGUGGCUCAGGACUCGGGUCUGUCUCUGAGGCGACAGCAGUUGGCUCAAGAUGCACUGGAAGGGUUCAGGGGACUCCUCCGUAGUCUGCGGGGGCUCCCUGCAGCUGUUCCUGUUCUCCCCUUGGAAUUGACUGUUACCUGCAAUUUCAUUACCCUGAGGGCGAGCCUGGCCCAGGGUUUCACUGAGGACCAGGCACAGGAUAUCCAACAGGGCCUGGAGAGAGGUGCUCCUCAAACCCGGAGCACUUUUGUGAUCUUUGGGCUCCUGCAGGAAGAGAAAAGGAGAGAUGAGGUCCCAACCUCAGCUGUAUGUGUGUCCUCUACAGUGCUGGAGACCCAGAAGCAGUUGGGGCCCAGACUGGAAUGUGGGCUCAGGGGGCUGUGGGACUCCGUUCUCCAUUAUUCCACCCUUCUCCUGGAGGUGCUCCCUGCCCUUCAUCACCUGGCUGGCCUGCAGGCUGCCGUCUGGCUAAGCACUGACUGUUUGGGGGACUUGACCUUCUUGCUGCAGACCUUGAAUGGCAACCAGAGUGAGGCCUCUGAGAAUCUGCUGCUGCUUCUGAAAACUUGGAGUCCCCCAGCUGAGGAGUCAGAUGCUCCAUUGACCCUGCAGGAUGCCCGGGGCUUAAGGGAUAUCCUUCUUACAGCUUCUGCCUAUCGCCAAGGCCUCCAGGAGCUGAUCACAGGAAGCCUGCCCAGGGCACUGAGCAGCCUGCAAGAUGCAGCCUCAGGUCUAUGCCCACGGCCUGUGUUGGUCCAGGUGUACACGGCUCUGGGGACCUGUCUCCGUAAAAUGGGCAAUCCACAAAGAGCUCUGCUGUACUUGGCUGCAGCCCUGAAAGGGGGAGCAACAUGUGGUCCCCCGCUUCUGGAGGCCUCUAGGCUGUAUCGGCAACUGGGGAACACAGCAGCAGAGCUGGAGAGUCUGGAGCUGUUGGUUGAGGCCUUGAAUGUCACUCAUAGUUUUGAAGCCCCUCAGCUUCUCAUUGAAGUAGAGUUACUACUCCCCAGACCUCACCCAGCCUCACCCCUUCAUUGUGGCACACAGAGCCAGGCCAAGUACUUGCUAGCAAGCCGAUGUUUACAGGUGGGAAGGGCAGAGGAUGCUGCAGAGCAUUACUUGGACCUACUGGCUCUGGUGCUGGAUGGCUCGGAAUCAAAGUUCUUCCCCCUGCCUUCCCCUCCAGGGCCUUGUAUGCCUGAGGUGUUCUUAGAGGCAGCUGUAGCACUGAUCCAGGCUGGCCGAGCCCAGGAUGCCUUGACUGUAUGUGAGGAGCUACUUAGCCGCACGUCAUCUCUGCUUCCCAAGAUGCCCCAGCUGAGGGAAGAUGCCAAAAAAGGAACCAAAGAGUCACCACACUGCCCAUCCUGGGUCUCUGCAACCUACCUGCUUCAGGGUCAAGCCUGGGUGCAGCUGGGGGCCCCAAAAGAGGCAAUUAGUGAAUUUAGCCGGUGCCUUGAGCUGCUUUUCCGGACCACACCUAAGGAUGAAGAACAAGGGCCUGCUUCCAAUGGUGAGAAGGGGUGUAUAUCAGAUGUGGCACUACAACAGCUUCGGGCAGCUGCCCUGAUUAGUCGUGGACUUCAGUGGGUGGUCAUUGGCCAAGAUACCAAAGCCCUACAGGAUUUCCUCCUCAGUGUGCAAAUGUGCCCAGGUAAUCAAGACGCUUCCUUUCACCUGCUUCAGACUCUGAGGAGGAUGGAUCGGAGGGAUGAGGCCACUGCUCUCUGGUGGAGGCUAAAGGCCCAAACAGAGUUGCCACAGGAGAAUGCUGCAUGGUCUCUCCCCCUGUACCUAGAAACCUAUCUGGACUGGAUUCAUUCCCCCGACCGUGAAACCCUUCUUGAGGAGUUUCAGACAUCUCUGCCGGAGGCUUGUGAUCUGUAGCUGCCACAUUUUAAAGAGCCUGAGCUGGGGCUCCAGUGGCCCAUUUCUCCAUGGGGAGGGCUUUCUGCUUUACUAUUCUUGAGCAGUGUGGGUGAAAUGGAUCAUUCCUGUAUAAGUCUGGCAUUGGAGAAGUUGGUAGGAGUCCUGCAAAAUUUGGCCUAGUUACUGCCAUUCUGGUUCCUUUGCCACCAAAAAGGCAUUAACUUUGCUUAUAACAUCUUUUUUCCUAUAUUCCUGUUAAUUGUGUUGAGUAAAAUGAAUAUUUAUCUCUU